This is a messenger RNA of Saccoglossus kowalevskii, 1937 nucleotides long. RefSeq lists its product as uncharacterized. Gene Ontology annotation, cellular component: plasma membrane; cell junction. The record is from RefSeq and is a predicted model, not a curated record. Gene Ontology annotation, biological process: positive regulation of hippo signaling. Lineage: Eukaryota; Metazoa; Hemichordata; Enteropneusta; Harrimaniidae. Gene Ontology annotation, molecular function: protein binding.
AUUUGAUUCAACUUAAAAAACAGGCAACUAGCAACAUUGAAUGGAUUACGGUAACAUUCAUGUCAUUAUUGUGCUGAAAACCAGGAGGAAGAAAUGCGCAUGCAAAGAACUUUAAAACAAGUGGAAGAAGGAGAAUUAUUAGUAGAAAAUCAUAAAUUAGAAGUAGAGUUUGAUGAUAAUACAAGCAUUAGAAGAAACCGCUCUCGUUUCUAUAUUUCAAAAAUUAUUACAAUUCAAAGAGCUUGGCGUGCAUAUUUAAAAAGUCGUAGCCUUAAAGACAAUAAUGAGCUGUCAUGUGACAGUGAUAGUACUGUAGAUAGUGACUCUAGUGAUGAAAUGAACUCACAAUCAGAGAUGAUACAUACCACUGAACAAGAGGAUCCAAGUCCUGUUAUUGCUGAGAGUGAAGGAGUCAUUGCAAUGUAUGACUUAGAAAGUAGUGUGGAACUAGAUGACGGUGAAUUUGCAAGGUUACAGCAAGCCAUAGAAGACAAGAACAAUAAAAAUGUCAAUAAUUUAAGUCUAGCGGAGGAGUUUGCAAACCUGCAAGGAACCAACUCUGAAGAUGAUGAUGAGGAAAGUAGUAGUGUUUCAAAAGACAAUGAAAGUGAAGUAGAAACAAAUGAAAAUAUUAUUCUUAAAGAGGACAUAGAGGACUCAGAAAAAGAAUGUGUGAAUGAAAGGACAGCAUGCAAACAAGCUAGGACUGAAAACAAACUAAAAAUUGAAUGUAAACAAAAAGAUGAAGAAAUAAGCCCCCCUGUCGGGAUAUUUGAUGUGUAUAACUUAGAAGAUACAACAAUGCCCGUUUUAGAUUGGGCGUCAUUAGAAGAACAUCUUGCUAAUAUGUCUAAAGAUGAAAAUACAGCAAGAGAGCAUCAGAGAAACAACAGAGAAGAAAUCUUGAGAAAACUUGCAAUGGCUGGUGAUGAUGAUGACAUAGAAGGUGACAUUUAUGGCAAAGGAAAAGAAAAACUAUCAAGUAGAUUACAAAGUGGCAUGAAUCUACAAAUAUGUUUUGUGAAUGAUUCGCUGAGUGAUAGUGAAAAUAAUGAUGAGGAUGAUAUUGUGGAAUCUCCCAAGCCUAUCACAAAAGAGACACUAACACCACCUCAGUCACCUGUAUGUGAUGAUAAACCUGAAGUGAAGCAAGAAGAAAGUGAAGAUUUUGCUGUUAAACAAGCUAGAUUACAAGAAGAAGCUAAGUUAGCAUUGGCACAGGCUAGACCCAUGGCUAGAAUGCAAAUACAAGUUGAAAAACAACAAAGGAAAAAGUCACCUGUAGCUGAACUGGCUGGAGCUGCAGGUCUGACUGAGAUUACUGAUGGUUUAUGUGGCAAGAGAAUGCUCAAGAAAUCCACAUUAGUCACCAUGACAGUCAGUCAAAUUAAAACUAUUGUUAAUGAUCUUAGAUCACAAAUUGAGAAUUUAAAUGAAGAAUUGGUUCAACAGUUAAUUAUUCGUGAUGAUUUGCAGAUGGAACAAGACAGUAAGCUGGUUGAUAUAGAGGACUUAACAAGGUGGAUUAACAUGAACAUGGAAAGGAACAACAACAAAGCUAGCAUUGAUGACAAACAACAACGAUUAAUAGACAGUGGUAACAAACGACAAUAUGAUACCUUACUUUCAUUGUUGAGUAAUACCCUGCCUGUCAGUCGAAAAUGUAUGUGUGGAGUUAGUCGCAGCUCAUCUAUGUCAAGUCGGUCAAUUUCAAGUCCAGAAAGUCAGAAGUCAUUGACAAGUCCAUUGGAGAACAUGAAAGCACUAAGCAGUCCCACAGAUAGUACUGGUACUGAUCAUAUUUCAAGCCCAGAACUUACAUGGGUUCGGCAAGCUAUAGUUAAAUAUUGGUAUACUUAGCACAACGAUUUGAAUUUUUUUUUUUCAAAACUUGAUUUUGUGUAUGUGCUAUGUUUUAUUAUAGAAUAGAGUUAGUA